Molecule: messenger RNA, 1674 nt
Organism: Thermochaetoides thermophila DSM 1495
Lineage: Eukaryota; Fungi; Ascomycota; Sordariomycetes; Sordariales; Chaetomiaceae
Product: phospholipase C-like protein
Exons: 2
Coding region: 1-1674 (557 amino acids)
Cellular component (GO): cytoplasm
Molecular function (GO): sphingomyelin phosphodiesterase activity
Source: RefSeq, a predicted model, not a curated record
AUGGACGACAUCCCGCAAGAAAUCAACAUCCUCACCCUCAACUGUUGGGGCCUGAAAUUCAUCUCUCGCCUGCGCCACGAGCGCGUCGCCGAGAUCGCCCGCCAGAUCACCCUGCUCGAUCCGCAACCGCACAUCGUUGCUCUCCAGGAGCUCUGGACGCAGGAGGACUACGACACGAUCCGCCGCGAGACGCGCAGCGUGUUGCCCUACGCAAAGCGCUUCCACAGCGCUGCAUUGGGUGCCGGCCUGGCCGUCUUCUCGCGCUGGCCCUUCGAGGAGACGACCAUGCAUCGCUACCCCCUCAAUGGCCGGCCGACUGCCUUCUGGAGGGGCGAUUGGUACGUCGGGAAGGGCGUUGCGUGCUGCAGGAUUCGAUAUGGGCCGGCACCGAAGCAUAUUAUCGAGUUGUUCAACACCCAUACCCAUGCGCCCUAUGACGACUCGUACCUGUGCCAUCGGACUGCUCAGUCCUGGGAGAUGGCGAAGCUAUUGCGUGGUGCUGCCGAGAGGGGCCAUCUUGCACUGGCGGUUGGCGACUUCAACAUGCUACCCAUGACGCUGCAGCACCAGAUCGUCACCUGCAUGGCUCCGGUGCAUGACGCCUGGCGUGUGCUGCACCCCAACAGCUCUCUCGGUCCGGCCGACGAUCCCCGCGAGAAGGCUCGUGGCUUGCCCGUCCCAACGGCCGAGUACAACCUGACCGAGAACGGCGCCUGCUCCAACAACGUCCUCAACACCUGGCGCUGGCCCAAAUGGAAGCAGCGCAAGCUGGGCCGCGGCAAGCCUCCUAUUGAGAUCGACCCCGAGACGCCUGACCCGCGUGGCCAGCGCCUAGACUACAUUUUCGCCGGCACCGGCGACCCGCAACUUCUCGGUGGCCGCUGGACCGUAACCAACGCCCGCGUAGCCAUGACCUCACGACACCCUGAACUCGGCUGCUCUCUCUCCGACCAUUUCGCCGUCUUCGCAACGCUUACCUUCCAACCGACCACCUCCCCGAACAGCGACACCUCUGCUCCCGCCCCCAUCGUCCCGGACCACUCCUCCAUCCACUCCCACGCUCACCAGCUCUCCCCUCCCCCCAGCUCCUCCUCCUCUUCCUCCUCCUCCUCCUCCUCAACCUCCUCCACCCACACCGACAACACCAACGCCCCGUCGCCAAAUAAACCCGGCGCCGCAACCUCGACCACGGAACCCGACGCCGCCUCUGCCCUGGCCGUCCCUGUCCCCUCCCUCCAACCAACCAUCACCGGCACCAGCAUACGUCCCACAACAGCAAACCCUCAGCCCCCCGCCCCGGGAGCCCCCUUCCCAACCCCGUUCGUCCCGACGCUGCCCUUGCAAGCCUACGACGACAUACUCUCCCUCAUAACAUCCUACACCAGGCGCGAGCGCACCCAAGCCCGUCUGCGGGCGCUGCACUUCCUUUUCUCUUUGUUUCUGGCGGGUGGAUGCUUAGCAGGCGUGUGGUUGACUGCAGCGAGGGACUGGCCGUAUGCAGCGUUUGUGCUGGCGUUGGCGUCGACGGUCGGGUUAGCGGCUGGGGUUGUGGACGGGUUGGUGGCGCUACUGUUUUUCGGGGGAGAUGAGAGGAGCGCGCUGAAGGAGUUUGAGUGGGAGGUGAGGCAUGCUCGGGCGAGGGCGGUAGGAGUGGAGGUUAGGGAUGAUUUCUAG